UUAAAUUAGUUAUUACAAACAAAAACUAUCACAUGCAAAUUCAUUUAGUUCAUUUAUCUCUCAUGAUGAUAAGGACAGAUAACAAAGCUUCUAAUUUUAGCACUAUAAAAUAAUUAAAUGAUUAAAAUUAGAACUAGCAUGAACGAAAAAAAUCAUAAUUUUACCACAAUACUUAGAAGAGAAAAAUAGUAAUUUCUUGUUAACAUAGUGACAUUGAAUAUUAACAAUUUAAGAUUUAAACUGAUAAUUUUGAUUGUAUUGGUAAAACUUUCUAUACAUUUUCAAAUGUCACAAUCAGAGUUUAGGGAAUGUUUCUACCUAUAUGCUCGGUCUGACCAUAUCAAAUCUCUGGAUGAACUUACUGUGAUUAUGAGAAGUUUGGGCCUUUCACCAACCAUAUCUGAAUUAGCUGGAUAUUUCAAGCAUAAGGUAGGAAAAAUGACAUUUGCCGACUUCCUAGAAGUAAUGCACGUUCAUUCAAGAGUUGAGAAUCUACCAAAAGAAAUCGUGGAUGCAUUUAAGGCAGCUGAUCCCGAAGGUAGGGGUACUAUACCAGCGAAACAACUGAGACACUUAUUGCAAAAUUGGGGAGAAAAAUUGUCAUCGAAAGAAGUAGACAGAAUCUUUCGUGAGGCCAAUGUAAAUAAUAACAGUAUGGUUAAAUAUGAAGAUUUUAUCAAAAUUGCGUGCGCUCCAGUACCAGAUUACUAUUAAAAUUUAUAUAUAAUUUUUAUUUAUAUUCAAUGAUCCUUUCAUUUGAAUUUAUUAUAGGUUUAUUACAUAAAAAUGGACUUACCGUGUAAGACGCACUUUUUAACUCUCUUGCCUUUUUAGAUAAUGAAUUCACUACUUUUUUUAAUGUAUCGACUUAGAUGAUAUUUUAUAAAAACUGUGUAAAUGUGCAGAUUAUAAAAUUUUUAAUUAUAUUUCUUUCAACAUUUU
Messenger RNA from Sitophilus oryzae (rice weevil), 942 nucleotides. RefSeq names its product calmodulin-like protein 4. Gene Ontology annotation, cellular component: cytoplasm; myosin II complex. The record is from RefSeq and is a predicted model, not a curated record. Gene Ontology annotation, molecular function: calcium ion binding; myosin heavy chain binding. Bases 286 to 714 code for a protein of 142 amino acids. The transcript is spliced from 3 exons. Lineage: Eukaryota; Metazoa; Arthropoda; Insecta; Coleoptera; Curculionidae.